AUGGGAACGUGGACAAACAAGAUUGUCACCAAUGUCUACGUCAUUGGUGGGUUUGCUGCUAUUGCAGGCAUCAUGUUUGGCUUUGACAUUGGCAGCAACUCGGGUGUUAUAGGCACUUGGCAGUACCAAGAGUUCUUUAAUCGUCCCGAUGCUUUAUUACAAGGUGGCAUCAAUGGUGCUUUGAGCGCUGGUUGUUUUGUUGGUGCUCUUUGUGCGGGUUUCCCAGCGGAUCGAUUCUCUCGCAAGUAUACUCUUAUUGGAGCAUCAGCAUUGUUUAUUGUCGGCUCAAUCUUACAAGCUGCGGCUAAUGGUGUUCCCAUGCUCUGCUGUGGUCGUGUGUUGAAUGGUCUUUCGGUGGGUAUCACGUCCAUGGUGGUGCCUUUGUAUCAAUCGGAAAUUGCACCCAAGGAAAUUCGAGGUCGUAUUGUUGCUGUCCAGCAAUGGAGUAUCACAUGGGGCAUCAUGAUAUCGUUUUGGAUUCAAUAUGGAUGUCAAUUUAUUAAUUCAACAGCUGCAUGGAGAAUCCCGUGGGCAAUACAAGGAGUGCCUGCUGUAGUCCUUGUAGCUGGCAUGUGGGCAUUCCCAUUUUCACCCCGUUGGCUGGCAGAUCAUAAUCGUAUGGAUGAAGCUAUUCGUGUACUUGCAGAUAUCCAUGGUAACGGUGAUCCAAAUCACCCACGUGUUCAAUUGGAAAUCAGAGAAAUUGAAGCUACCAUCAAGUUUGAUCGUGAACAAGCUUCCCACCGUUAUUCAGAUCUUCUCAAACCUGGCAUGGCAUAUCGUGUUUCUCUUGGUAUUUGCCUACAAAUAUGGCAACAACUCACUGGUAUGAAUAUCAUUAUGUUCUAUGUCGUGUUCAUGUUUGAGCAAGCUGGUAUUGGUGACUCCCAAGAAGCUACGCUACUUGCAUCGGGCAUCAACUACGUUGUUAACGUCGUCAUGACCAUCCCCGCUAUUCUCUAUGUGGACAAAUGGGGUCGUCGUUAUACCAUGAUUUUCGGAGCACUUGGAAUGUCGCUUUUCCUUUGGGUAGUAGGUGGUUUGCUUAGCCGAGGCCACUAUGUGAUCAAUCCCACGACCGGUCGAUACCAAGUACAAGAUUUGGGCACCCCAACUGCCAAUGGAAUUGUUGCCUGUGUAUACCUUUUUGUCGCAUGCUUUGCCACAACAUGGGGUCCUUUAGGUUGGAUUUAUCCCGCUGAAAUCUAUCCUCUGCGCGUACGUGCAGUAGCUGUUUCCAUGUCAACAGCUGCCAAUUGGUUGUUUAAUUGGGUCCUGAACUUUGUUGUGCCUUUGCUCAUGGAAGAGAUCCGCUAUGGCUUGUACAUGCUGUUUGCAGGCUUCAACUUUUUGAUGGCAUUGCAUGUAUUUAUAGCAUACCCCGAGACAAAGGGUUAUACGUUGGAAGAAAUGGAUAUUGUAUUUCAGCACAAUCCACGUAGGCGUAUUCCCAGGGAAGUCAUUGAUCGGGAAAUGGCUGAAAAGUACCAUACCGACCAAUUUGCCGGUGCUGAUAAUAGCCACGAACCCAAGACCGAAGAAGUAUAA
Molecule: messenger RNA, 1548 nt
Organism: Lichtheimia ornata
Lineage: Eukaryota; Fungi; Mucoromycota; Mucoromycetes; Mucorales; Lichtheimiaceae
Exons: 8
Coding region: 1-1548 (515 amino acids)
Biological process (GO): carbohydrate transport; transmembrane transport
Cellular component (GO): membrane
Molecular function (GO): carbohydrate:proton symporter activity
Source: RefSeq, a predicted model, not a curated record